AUGGUGCCGACCUACACGGUACUUGGCAUCCCGCUAAAUCCACCUUGGGUAUUUCCCCCCAAAUCCUCCUCAGACACAGAGGCAGAAGAGGAGCUAUCUGGGGAUGUCCUAGUUUUGCCCAGGGCUGGAAAACUUGACGAGUUCCUCAGCUCAGAGGAAACAGAUUCUACUUCUUCUGACUCAACUGGGAGCAUUUAUGAGACCUUGCAAGUACUAAAGCAAAAAAGCAUGUGGUGCCUGUUGGAAUCCCUUUAUCAGUCUGACCCAGACAGUGAUGAUAACUUCUCUGCAGAUGAUGAGGACCUGAAGGAUUUAUUCCAAGACAAAGGCAUGGGGAAGCCGCAGGUCCAGUACACCGCAUCUCCAAGGUGUGGCUCCACAAGACGCUGCAGCUCCCUGAGCAGCCUUCCCUCCAACAUUCCCAAGGAUCAGUCCCAGCCACCCUCAGGCUCCAGGCCUCCUUCCCAGCACAGAAGCAUCAGCUCCUGGGCAUCAUCCAUCACUGUCCCUCGGCCAUUCCGUAUGACACUGCGUGAGGCCCAGAAAAAGGUCCAGUGGCUGGCCUCACCUGCCUCCUUUGAGCGUGAGAGGCAGCAGGCCCAGAAGCAAGGCCAGGAGGAGGCCGAGUGCCACCGGCAGUUCCGGGCACAGCCUGUGCCUGCGCAUGUCUACCUGCCCCUCUACCAGGAGAUCAUGGAGCGCAAUGAGGCCCGAAGGCGGACAGGGAUCCAGAAGAGGAAGGAACUGCUCCUCUCUUCCUUGAAACCCUUCAGCUUCCUGGAGAAGGAGGAGCAACAAAAGGAAGCCGCUCAACAAAGGGAAUUAGCUGCCACUGCUAAGGCCAAGGUCUCCAAACAGAAAGCCACCAGAAGGAUCCCCAAGUCCAUUCUGGAGCCAGCCCUUGGGGACAAACUCCAAGAAGCUGAGCUCUUCAGGAAAAUUCGCAUCCAGAUGAGAGCCCUGGACAUGCUCCAGAUGGCCUCCUCCCCCAUCACCUCCUCCAGUCGUCGGGCUGACCCACAGCUUCGCACCGCCACCCGAACCUCAGAGGAAAAGCUCGGGUUUCUGCAGACUAACUUUGGAUUCCAGCCUCGGGUGAAUCCUGCCGUCCCUGACUAUGAGGCCCUUUAUAAGGCCUUUCAGAGAAGAGCUGCAAAGAGAAGGAACACCCGGGAGGUGACUCGCAACAAGCCCUUCUUGCUGAGAACCGCCAGCCUGCGUAGCACUCAGCGGCCCUGUGAAGCUGCCACCGCUGGAGAGAGGAGGGAUUCUCCACAGUCACCUGCCACUCCCCGGCCAAGGAGUCAUUCUCUGAGUGGCCUUGCUUCCCUCUCUGCCAACACUCUCCCUGUGCACAUCACAGAUGCCACCAGGAAGAGGGAGUCUGCAGUCAGAAGUUCUCUUGAAAAAAAGGACAAAGCAGAUGAGAGUACUCAGUGGUUGGAGAUGCACAAAAAGAAGUGUCAAGCAAUGUCUAAAUCCGUGACCUUGCGUGCAAAAGCCAUGGAUCCCCAUAAAAGCCUAGAGGAGGUGUUCAAAGCAAAGCUGAAAGAAAACCGGAACAAUGACCGUAAAAGAGCAAAAGAGUAUAAGAAAGAAUUGGAGGAAAUGAAGAAGAGACUACAAACAAGGCCCUAUCUCUUUGAACAAGUUACCAAGGACCUUGCCAGGAAAGGAGCAGAACAGCGGUAUCAUGACACACUGAAGCAAGCCGGGCUGGAUGAAGACUUUGUGAGGAACAAGGGUCAGGGCACCAGGGCUACACACUGGAAGGGACAGUUAGAAGGCCAUGAUUAUCCCAGCACUCAUGAAACUACAAAACUCGGCACCAGAAAUCCACAGCAGGAUUUAGAAGAAUCUCUAGAACAGCCUACAAGCCCCAAGAAAGAACUGGAGGAGCUGUCUUAUGAAUUGCUAGAUAAUCUCAAAUCACUUUCUUAAUCAGUACACUUAAAAUUACUGCUUUUCAAUAAUAUUAAGCAGCUAACCUGGGGUUGAAUCAAGGCAGGCAAAAACUUGCAUUUUGAGUCACAGCUACUCUUAGAGAAUGGGGAAAAGUAGCAGAUAACAGGGAAUGGCUGAAGUAAAUCAAAGUGGAGAAGCUGAGGGUGGAGGGAUCAGAGUCGAGUUAAGGAUUCUUGCUUUGUGCCUCACAAUUAAAUUCCAGAUACAGAAAAAGGGCACAAGCCCAGAUGCCUACAGGGGCUAGUCAGGAAACAAAUCGGUCAAAUGGGCUGAGUGUAAGAUAGGAGAUAGUAGAGACUGGAGUGUCUGCUGGAAUAUAGGCCCAGAAUUGCCAGAUCAAUCAUGUUUUCAACAGAAGCCUACGAGUUAAAAUUACUUGAAAAUAUUAUAUGGGCAAAACAAAAACCAG
Molecule: messenger RNA, 2374 nt
Organism: Pteropus alecto (black flying fox)
Lineage: Eukaryota; Metazoa; Chordata; Mammalia; Chiroptera; Pteropodidae
Gene: FAM161B
Product: FAM161B, centrosomal protein
Exons: 9
Coding region: 1-1941 (646 amino acids)
Biological process (GO): cilium organization
Cellular component (GO): cilium
Source: RefSeq, a predicted model, not a curated record